Molecule: messenger RNA, 1622 nt
Organism: Onthophagus taurus
Lineage: Eukaryota; Metazoa; Arthropoda; Insecta; Coleoptera; Scarabaeidae
Product: 26S proteasome non-ATPase regulatory subunit 5
Biological process (GO): proteasome assembly
Cellular component (GO): cytosol
Source: RefSeq, a predicted model, not a curated record
AGUCACAUCAAAAUUUGAGGUUAGACAAUUUUCUUGCUUGUCAUUUUAAAAAACGCCGAUAUCAUGUCUCGUGAAAUCUGGUGUACAGAGAAAUCUCAACUUUUAAAAACUGCAGAUAACAGAAUACCGGUCUUAAACGACAUAAAAGAUUACAUCUCAAGUUUACCUCAUGAUGAAGCGAAAGAGACAACAACCCUUUUACAGCUACCUCUCGUUUUUGAUUGUUUAAACGAUUCAAGCGAUGAACAAAUUGAAUUAGCAUGUGAGGUACUUACAGUGUGUUUAAGUACCUUAGAUUUGGGUGAUGGAACAUCUCAUUUUUUCACCGAUUUAGGAAGGGCUUUAAACCAUCCUCACGCCCAAGUUAAAAUAAUGGCCUUAAACGAGAUUUUACGUGAUUCUAAAUUUAUUUUUAAUAAGAUUAGUUUGGUUAAUUUUAAAACUUUGUAUGGUUACGUUGUUAAAUGUAUCGGUGAUGAAAAUCUUUCUGUUGCAACAGUUGCUUGCGAUGUAGUCUCAGAAAUAUGUAAAACACCUCAAGGAAUUAAUUUAUUAAUCUCCCAGGAAGUUAAUCCAAUCCUAGUUGAGGUUACAUCAUCGAAUGAAAUGAAUAGGAUCCGAUUUCAUCAAGUCGUUAUUAACAUAGCGAAAAUAUCACCUGAUUUAGCUAUUGAAAUGGAGAAAAAUGGAUUUUUAAGGGAUGUUAUAGAUGAAUUAAACUCAAAGGAUGUUUUGGUUCAAUUAAAUAUAAUUGAGUUGCUCUCAACUUUCGCCGAAACGGAGCAUGGUUGCACGUAUUUGGAGAAUUGUAAGGUUUUAUCAAAACUUUGUGAUUCAUUACAAGAUACGGAAAAUGUUGUUUAUCUCCAACUUUGUGAACCAGGAAUUUUAAAAUUUUUUGGCCACAUCGCCCAUCAAAACCCGGAUAUUCUCAUCGAAACUUACCCCUUCGUUCUAAAUCACCUCUUCAUGAAUUUAAAUUCAAACGAUAACACCACUUUAGGAGUAACGCUUAACACGUUAAGUUACAUUGUUGACACGGAUGAGUCAAAAUUAAAAGUCGAUAGGAUUGGUGUAAAUUUAUAUAAAUCGAUCACAAAAAUAGUGGAAGGAUUAGGCGUUUUUCCGAACGAUAUAAAAGUGAAAGCUUUACAUUGUUUAGCAAAUUUUUUAAAUGUAAAUGGAAGUGAUCGAAAUGUAACGGAAACGACUCGGAAAUGGUACGGAUUUAUGACUGAAAAUCCGAUGGAUUGGAUAAUGAGAUAUGCUAAAAAUCCUUUUAAUGAGUUAAAAAUGGGGGGAUUAGUUGUUUUGGGGUCUUUAUCGAAACAAUAUUGGGGCCACGAAGUGAUGAGAAAUACACCAGGGUUGAUCGAAUUUUUGAUGGAUCGAAAUAUCGAGACGAUUAAGGAGUGUAAAGUUUUAAAAUUCGAGAUUGUGAAGAGAUUAGCUGAGAGUCCUUCGUUUAAUCAUGAGAUGCAAAGAUCUAUGAAGGUUUUUGUUAAUGAGGGGCCUUUUUAUGUACAGGGUGUUACUGAAAUCGCUUUAGAAGGAGAUGAUUGAAAAGGUUUUUUGGUAAUUUUAAUAUGUAAAGAAAAUAAAUAUGCUUUGUAAUGAUAAAA